AGCCGCCAUUGCUGUGCACGUCCUCGCUCACGAGAAGCAUAUGUGCUGACUGUACUCCCCAACCGACCUUGAAUGUGUCCCCGGAUUAAUGCUCUCCUCCGAUUGGCCGUCCCCGAACGGCUGCAUCACCGCCCCGGAGCGCGAUUGGCGCAGAACGCUGUCAGCAGACGCAUAUCCAACCCCCCGUGUUUGGUAGGACGCUUUGGCUAGCCUUUCUGUCUGCGGUGGUCUGAACCGCUGUCCCGGCCUACAUGGUCCCCGCCUAAGUCCUCUUUUAAUUCAUGUCCCCUUUGUAGCUUCGGCCACUUAACGCCUCUACCGCGUCCCCUCGUCCCUCUCUUUUUAUUUUGUCCCCGCAUCGACCGCCAACAUGGCUGCGGUGAGCGCGUCGUCCGGGCCGGUGGCGCGGCUGGAGGGCCGUGAGUUCGAGUACCUGAUGAAAAAGCGGUCGGUGACCAUCGGGAGGAACUCUUCCCAGGGCUCCGUGGACGUCAGCAUGGGCCACUCCAGCUUCAUCUCACGGCGGCACCUGGAGAUUUUCACCGCCAGCGACGACGGCACCGGCGGCGGAGACUUUUACCUGCGGUGCCUGGGCAAGAACGGAGUGUUCGUGGACGGCGUGUUCCUCCGCCGGGGCGCCGCACCUCUGCAGCUGCCACCGAUAUGCACGUUCCGCUUCCCCAGCACCAACAUCAAGAUCACCUUCACGGCUCUGUCCAGCGGGAAGAAGGUGAAGCGUGAAGCUCCCGAGUCUCCCGUCAAGCCGGUGCAGCCUCAGAUCUCCCCGCUGACCAUCAACAUUCCAGACAACAUCGCCCACCUCAUGAGCCCGCUGCCCUCGCCCACCGGAACCAUCAGUGCUGCUAACUCGUGCCCCUCCAGCCCACGGGGUGCCGGGUCCUCAGGCUACCGCAUGGGGGGCCGCAUGGUGAGCUCUGCCGAGCUGCAGCUCAUCAACGACAACUCUCAGCCAGACAACGACAAGGAGGCGUCGGGAGAGGACAGUCCCAAGGACGACUCCAAGCCGCCGUACUCGUACGCUCAGCUGAUCGUGCAGGCCAUCACCAUGGCGCAGGACAAGCAGCUCACCCUGAAUGGGAUCUACAACCACAUCACCAAGAACUAUCCCUACUACAGAACCGCAGACAAGGGCUGGCAGAACUCCAUCCGUCACAACCUGUCGCUCAACCGCUACUUCAUCAAAGUGGCUCGCUCGCAGGAGGAGCCCGGCAAAGGUUCCUUCUGGAGGAUAGACCCGUCCUCCGAGGGCAAGCUCAUCGAGCAGGCCUUCAGGAAACGACGGCCCCGGGGCGUCCCCUGCUUCAGGACCCCGCACGGACCCCUCUCCUCCAGGAGCGCUCCAGCCUCUCCCAACCACUCGGGAGUCCUUUCCGCCCACUCCAGUGGCGUGCAGACGCCCGACAGCCUGUCCCGAGAGGGCUCCCCUGUACCCCUGGAGGUGGACACCUCCUCGGCCACCGCCGUUGUCACCACGGCGUUGCAGCCCAAGCUGGCUGUGAUCCAGGAGGCUCGCUUUGCACAGACGACAUCAGGAUCCCCCGUCAGCAACCAGCCGGUCCUCAUCGCUGUCCAGGGUCAGUUACCUCAGACCUUGAAGCCCGUCACCUACACCAUGGCGUCUCCUGUCAGCACCAGCGCCUCCCAGCCAGCGGUUCAGACCGUCCACGUCCUGCAGCAGAUCCCGGCGGGCUCCACCGUCAUCGCCCAGCCGGCCGCCAUCAUCAGCAAGAGUGAACUGCAGGAGAAUGGCGAGCACGCCGAGGUCAAAGUCAAAGUGGAAGGGGUGUCUACCAUCACUUCCACAGGCGGGGCCAGUCGCAUCAUCCAGAGCGCCCAGGCAGCCACGCCCCUGCAGACUGUCACCAUCGUGCAGCAGGCGCCCGUGGGUCAGCACCAGCUGCCCAUCAAGGCCAUCACGCAGAACGGCACCCACAGCAUCACCACCGCCAUCCAGAGCGCCGCCAGCGCCGCUGUCACCGUGGCCAGCCCGCUGCACCUGCUGGCGGACCACGCCUCCGCCUCCGCGUCCCUCCCCACCAAGCGGCAGAACGGGGACCAGCAGGCGGCGGGGGCGCCCGACGCCAAGCGGGUCAAAGCGGAGGACGAGGCGAGGCCUGUGGACUCGUCGGCUGGUAACAACCCGAGCAGCCACCUCAAUUAGCUCCUAUCCCACAGGCCACACCCCCCAAAACCGUGACUCCUCCCCCCACGCACCUCCGUUGCUUCUUUUACUUGUCCUGCCUCCCGACCCCGAGGUGCCAAACGAGGAGGAAUCUCUUCAUUUUCACUCUUGUGGACUCAAAGAACUGGAACUUAGGGCCGCUGACGCAACACGACCACAGGAAGCCUUAAAUCCACCUUAAGAGCUGACUUUGUCCUGGAGUGGUCCCGCCUCCGCUCAAGCCGGACGCCACCUCUCUGUCGCAUCUACCUCAGCAGAUGGGAGACCCCGGCGUGCCCCCCGCCCCACCCUCCAGUGUCACCAAAACCCACCGGGCAGGUGGCGACCAUCAUGAAAACCAUCAACAAUCAGAAAGGGAGUCCAUAUUCCCGAAGGUUUGGCAGCUAGCCGCCCAGCUCGGAACUUCCUGUCCCGCAGCAGCGUGGCCGUGUGGAGCAUAGGACAGUUCUUUUUUUUUUUUUUAAAGGUAUUUUCACGAACUUGCAUCAUUGAAAUAAAGACGUGAGCUCUGUGACUAAUCUAGAAAAAAUAAUGACUUGUGUGGCAACAACCCCCCCAAACCCCCCACCGCCAUCCACGUGAAAAGCUUAGCGACUCGGAACGCCACGUUGAUCCUGCAUGAGUGCGACGACUUUGAACCCGACGGAAGAAAAAAGAAAAAAAAAACAAUCCAAAGCAGACCUGCACUUGAUGAAAUGUUUGUGUUUCCACUUCCUUUUUUUCCACUUCCUUUGUCGUCCUUUUCAUCAUGUUUUCUUCCUCCAACAUUCUCUCCUUUGUCGUGUUGUUGGCAGACCCCCGUGACUUGGCUCUGAUUGUACACCCUCCAAACAUAGUCAAAGAAGAAACGUUUGUUCAGCUUCAGUGGAGAAAUGCUUUUUUUUAAUAAAUUAAUUUAAAGU
Messenger RNA from Doryrhamphus excisus (bluestripe pipefish), 3105 nucleotides. RefSeq names its product forkhead box K2b (gene foxk2b). Gene Ontology annotation, molecular function: RNA polymerase II cis-regulatory region sequence-specific DNA binding; DNA-binding transcription factor activity, RNA polymerase II-specific; protein binding. Lineage: Eukaryota; Metazoa; Chordata; Actinopteri; Syngnathiformes; Syngnathidae. Gene Ontology annotation, biological process: regulation of transcription by RNA polymerase II. The record is from RefSeq and is a predicted model, not a curated record.